AUGUACUGGGCCGAAACAUUUACGUCGUAUAAAGUGAUUAUUUACACCUACAUCGGUUACAAUGUUUCCGAUAUCCCUCCCGGCUAUCCCGCCAUUCUGGGGAACAAAUAUGCCUAUGCAACUGAACUCAUCUACAAUCCUAUCCUAGCCCUUGUUAAGACCUCCAUCCUGCUCUUCCUGUUACGUCUGACCGGUCAGAAGAAGUUGGUGCGCCAGGCCAUAAAGGGUUUGCUGAUAUUCAAUGGCAUCGCCGCUGUGGCCACCUUCUUCAUCACUGUUUUCCGGUGUGUGCCCAUCGCCGCUAAUUGGAACGCGGCCGCGUAUCCCCACGCAAAGUGCCUUGACUUCGCCAAUUUCGUUACUGGUACCGCCUCGGUCUCCAUCUUCACCGAUGUCCUCGCCCUGGGGUUGCCUACGUGGAUCGUAUAUCACCUCCAGAUGCAUUGGCGCCAGAAGCUGAUGCUGAUUGGUAUUCUGUCUUUCGGUCUGUUAACCGUUGCGGCGGGCAUUAUUCGCGUCAUUCUUCUGGACCACUACGACCGUCAUAUACCGGAGAAUUACACCCAUUCGGUUCUCUUCUGCGUGUCGACCAUUGAAGUCGGCCUGUCGUUUGUCGCUGCGUGUGCUCCCUCGUUCAAGCCGCUCAUUGCGCGGCUCGUCCCGAAACUCUUCGGGGGCUCCACUCGUAGUAACCGGUACACCCGCAACGGCCAGUACGCCAACGGCUCCACCAGCCGCAGCAGGCGGUCUGGCUUGAGCUACAACCUCGAGGAGAUGCCGCAUUUCAGCCCGUGCACGCACAAUCAAAACGUCACUCUCGUCCAGGCCGGCGAUAGUGGUCUCGGCUACGGGCCCACCGAAAUAAAUUCCAAGAGCACCAUCACCAUGACCACGGAGAUGGAAGUUACUUAUGACCAGUCCCUUCGCCAGGAGCAGCAUACUAGCAGUACAGAGAGUCUUGUUCGUGGGAGGUAG
Molecule: messenger RNA, 975 nt
Organism: Penicillium canariense
Lineage: Eukaryota; Fungi; Ascomycota; Eurotiomycetes; Eurotiales; Aspergillaceae
Exons: 4
Coding region: 1-975 (324 amino acids)
Source: RefSeq, a predicted model, not a curated record